AUGCGCGCAAAGCCGUCCUGCACAUCCCCGUAUGCGCGCGUCAUUUCUCCCCUCUCCGCAUUCCUCCACGCCUCCCCCAACCUCUCCUCCUUGCUGUUCUUCUUCCUAGCCCAGCUCACCAUCUCUCUCUUUUCCCCUCUCGUCCCCUCCACCCGCCGCAUCAUGGUGUCGGGCAGCGGAGUGGUGAAGCAGACCAUUGUGGUCGACGCGCGUCACCACAUGCUGGGGCGCCUCGCGUCGAUCGUCGCUAAGGAGCUCCUUAACGGCCAGCAUGUGGUCGUGGUGCGGUGCGAGGACAUCUGCCUGUCGGGCGGGCUGGUGCGCCAGAAGAUGAAGUACCUCCGCUUCCUGCGCAAGCGCAUGAACACCAAGCCCUCCAAGGGCCCCUUCCACUUCCGCGCGCCCUCCAAGAUCUUCUGGCGCACUCUCCGCGGAAUGAUCCCCCACAAGAUUCCCCGCGGCGCCGCUGCUUUGGACCGCCUGAAGGCGUUCGAGGGCAUCCCCGCGCCCUACGACAAGAUGAAGCGAGUCGUCAUCCCCGACGCGCUUAAGGUGCUGCGGUUGAAGCCUGGGCACAAGUUCUGUCUGUUGGGUCACCUUGCCCAUGAGGUUGGCUGGCACUACUGGGAUGUUGUCAAGGAGCUGGAGGCCAAUCGUAAGGCUGAUGCUGUGGAAUACUACAAGGAGAAGAAGGCGACUAUCAAGGCGCGCGCAGAUGCUGUUAAGGGUGUGUUGGCGGCUGAUGCUGACCUUAGUGCCACGUUGGCAGCUGUUAGCUACUAG
This is a messenger RNA of Closterium sp. NIES-65, 783 nucleotides long. Lineage: Eukaryota; Viridiplantae; Streptophyta; Zygnematophyceae; Desmidiales; Closteriaceae. The record is from the annotation of a GenBank genome assembly.